Physella acuta is the source of this 2569-nucleotide messenger RNA. RefSeq names its product type-1 angiotensin II receptor-associated protein-like. Gene Ontology annotation, cellular component: plasma membrane. NCBI's taxonomy places the organism in Eukaryota, Metazoa, Mollusca, Gastropoda, Physidae. Gene Ontology annotation, biological process: angiotensin-activated signaling pathway. The record is from RefSeq and is a predicted model, not a curated record.
AAUACAGAAAUAGGCAUAAAAAGACGACCAACGACAAAAGUCGACAUUUGUCUAAUAUUUUAUUUAAAGUUAAAGAGGAGUGUGUAGUGUGUAGAUCUAAUAAGUGUAGUGUAGUGUAUUAAAUUAAAAGUUCAUUCAAAGAUCGGCAAUACAGAACUGAGAAAAAAAAAUGCCUGUUAAUCCUCCUGGUUUAAUGCUGAGGGUCAUUUGGCUGGUUCAUUUUGUUUUGACAUCAUGGGCUAUUCUCUCACCUUGGAUGUCCAGCACUUACCUGUAUACACACGUGGUUGUCCUUGCUUUUGGCUUCUGGGCUUUAGUUUCCAGUGAUAAUGUUGAGGCUGUCUUUAUGUUUUUGCUGACUCUGGUUUUUAGUGUGUUGAAUGACAUCAUCUGUAUUUCACUGUAUGCCCCUAGAGGACGUGCUAUUUUUUCCUUAGAUUCAGACAGGUUACAUGAGUACAGAUUCUCAUUGGGUAUGGCCAUUACCAAUCUCAUCAUCAAGCCUGUGACCAUAUUCUUUACUUACCGCAUUUACCAAAGUCGAGCCCAAGGGACUGACUUCAACACUGGCAUUCCAGGCCUAGGUUCAGGGCAAACUGUCCAUGGGCAUUAUGACAACAUUGACAACACACCCCCUCCUGGUGGGUAUGAUAAAUCUGCCCCUCCCGCCUACCAAGCCCCAGGAGAUGAGCCAACCUACCAAGCCCCUCACUACAAUGUUCCACCCCCUCUUGGUCAGCCUUAGUUGUUGACUGGUUCUGUUGGCUCUUCAUUCACUUUAGUGAUGUGCAUAAUUACAAGACUCCUGCUUGUUACAAAAGUAUUUCUUUUUUUGUAUUCCUUCCAGUGAGAUUAUUUUUACAUUUAAAUGUGAUGUCAUUCAUAAUGAAAAUAUAGUGAAAAGAUAGUCCAGUACUUUCCGGUUAAGUCUAAAGCUUAGAAAAACUGGUUUAGUUAAGUAGGUUGAGGAUCAAGACAGGGUUUAAAACAUGGUUAGAUUUAGUUUUUUAUCUUAAUGGGCUUUGUUAGAUACAUGUUCUUAUUGUUAAGUCCUUUGUAUUGAGUUGAACAGGAAAGUACCAAGAUUUAUAUCAUAAUAUAGUGAUACCUACUGAUUCUCUCUACAAUUGUACAUUCAUUUUUGCUUUUUAUUAAAUGUAUUAUAUCUUUGUAACAUAUAUUUUAUUAUUAUUCUAUUUUUUGUGAAAGUUCAACAUUCAACCAUUGAGAUUUAAUAGUAAGACCAAAAGUCUUGAAGAAAGAAACCACUAUAAAACACAAAUAUCAGUGACUGACAUCUUGAUCAUUCAGUGUCAGUUAAUGAAAGUAGCUAUUGCUUGGUUUUGUAGACCAAGUUUUAUGCAUAUCUUUUGAAUGCAAUAGAUCUAGUACAAAGAAGUAGCUUUUCUAAUUUUAUUCAAGGAAAACUUAUUUUUUUCUAUUUAAUAAAAUAAUGAAAAACUUUAGAGAAAUUAUACUAUUCACUGUUUUCUGGCAUGGAAAAAAAGUUCCUUUUUUUUUUGGUGAUAAGGUACAUCAUUGGUAGUACUUGCUUAUUCUAUCAUAAAGCUCUAUAAAAGUGUUUUUUUUUUUCAUUGUAAUUAAUGUAAUGUAGUUGCUAUCAAGAAAUCAAAAGUGGAUUUGCUACAGAAGAAUUCUAGUUUCAUUGGUUUUUUUAAAGCUGAUUUCAUGUGCCUUUUUCUGCUUUGUGGUCACCUUAGGACCAAACCAGAUGCACAUUUUAUUCAUCUGGUCAAAACUGCAACUUUUUUUUUCAAGUUGUGCUGCAAUAGGGUUGAGACUGAGACUCUCUGGUGUGCUUUUUACCUCAUUUCUUCUUGUCACUAGUUGAUUGUUAACUGCUGUAAGUAGCCAUUUCUAUUUCACAACAUAAUUUUCUUAAAUUUCUAAUUUAUUUUAUUUCAAGAUUUAACCCUUGAGCUAUAUAUGUGGCAUUGACCUCAAAACAUGCCCUAAAGCAAAUUAACCAUUUAAACUUUUCUGCCAAGAUAGCUAAAUGAAAUUUCUAUUACUAUUGAAAUAUGAAAUGAUAAUUAGGUCAGAGCUAUGCCCAGCCACCUUUAAGUAUACCAAUUUGUUAUUGAGCUAUAUUUGGAGUUUUUUUUACUCCACCCAUGUUGGUCUACCAGCUCUAUAGGAACAGCUGUAACAAAACUGUCACAGUUAGCAAUAAAGGGUUACAACAAAAAAAACUCCUUGAAAUAAAAAAAAUCAAUUAAGUUAACCUGUUUUAAGUUAAUGUGAUUCUGGAAUGAUUUUUUAAAUUUAAUCUUCUGUUAAGUUGUGAUAUUGUACACUUUGUGAUAAUAGUGAUGUUUUAGGAAUGAUAUUAAUCAUAAGUCAAUCAUUUUGUUAUCUAAAUGUUUGUCAAAUACUCCAAUUUUUUUACAACACUCUUUGGUUACAGUUAUGUGUGAAUGUUAUGACUACAAAUAUUCCUCAAGGGAGAGAAAUAUAUUUUUUAAAUUCAAAAUAUUUUGCAAGCUGGAGUUGCUUUUUAUAACAUUCCAUGUAAAUUUGAUUUCAAUAAAUUUCAUUGAAUCUUCAC